Messenger RNA from Funneliformis caledonium, 594 nucleotides. NCBI's taxonomy places the organism in Eukaryota, Fungi, Glomeromycota, Glomeromycetes, Glomerales, Glomeraceae. The record is from the annotation of a GenBank genome assembly.
AUGAAUCUUUCAUUUAAUCAAGCCGAAGCAGGAACGCGUCCAAAAAAAUGGUCCCACAAUGAGUUUUUAUCUAAUAACGAAGCGUUAUUAAUCCCAGAGAGCUGCGACAAGUCGUGGAGUUAUCCUAUGAUCGGCGUACAGAAAAUGUUGAUAGAAGAAAAAAUAAUUGAAAAGUAUGGAUGCAGUGUCGUUCCUGGCCUUCAUAUUAGAUUUUAUGAUCAACACUCCAACACAGAAUCAAAAAAUGAAAAAACGGAUAAAUAUCUAUGGCGGUAUAUCGAAGAUGCCCAACAACUAGAAUUGAUCCGGGAAAGGAAGUUCAAGUUAAAACGAAAAGUUGAUAUGUGUUCUGUAGAAAUAUUAGAUAAAUCAACUUCUGAGCAGGAUUUACAUUUGAAUUCUCAAGAGGGUCGUUAUUAUGAUAACAAAAAAGUUAGAAUGGGUGCUCCUCUUCAAGGUACCGAGGAAUCAACACAAUUUAUAAAAAAUAUACGUGGAGAGAUCCGCAAAGAAACUCGUAAUAUCGGAAUAAUCUUGAAUUGGGACAUAUCUUUUUUUACUGCAUUUGCUUUUCAAAACAUUUUGCUUUCAUAA